AUGGACCAGGUGCAGGCGAGGGCUCGUUUGGUCGGACCUUCGGCUCCUCUGACCGAGCUCGAGGCAGAAUAUGCCGAAAAUCCGGCUUUCCUUGCAAAGGUGAAGAGCUUGGAAGAAAGGUUCUCGAGCUUUCGCAGAACUUCCCCUGAUGGAAACUGCUUCUACCUGGCUUAUCUUUUUGGCAUCUUCGAGCAGUUGGCUGGCAACAAGGAGCGACUUGCCGCUUUUGCCAGCCACCUGAAGGGGGCAUUAGAUUUCUGCAUUGGGGCAGGCUACGAGAAGGUUGCCAUCGAAGAUUUCCACGAGGAGUUCAUGGCAAGCAUCGAGCGACUUGGCGAUGGCUCUACUGCAGAGGCUGUUAUGGAGGAGAGCAGCGAUGCUCUUGUUUGUUGGACUCGAGUCCUUACGUCAGCUUCUCUGAAACAGCGAGCAGAGGAGCUUGGUGGGUUCCUGACAUCGCACUCGUCUAUCCAUCAAUUCUGCGCGCAGGAGGUGGAUCCAAUGAACACUGAAGCAGAUCAUCUCCAGAUACUUGCACUUUCGGCGCAUCUGUCAGUGCCUGUCACUGUUGUUUACUUGGACCGAUCUGCUGGCGCGGCUGCUGCCGAACAUGGGUUUGCACAUGACACAAGCCUUCCGUUUUCGCCUGUGUACUUGCUCUACCGCACUACGAUGUACUUUAUCUCCACAGUGGACCAACGUCGUGAUGCUUCGGGAAAAGUUACCAACGCGCAUCUUCGUUGGGGCGAUGCUGCGGCAGAAGAGGAAGCUCGUGGGCUACGACAGCCAACAGAGGAUCAGAUUCGUCAGAUGGAAUCCUGGAAGGCCAAGCGCAACACCGUGAUCCAUACUUUGAGCGACACAGGGCUGGUCUUGAUGCUGUACUACUCGCGAGAUCGUGACGAAAUCUUCGUUCGAAUGGCUGCUGAUCCACAGCAUCUUCGGCAGGUUGCAGAGAUGAUUCGGUAUCAACUGGAGUUGAAGCCGCAGUAUUUGUCGGCAUUUGCGGAUUACAAAAACGACUACGCAGGCAGACGUGAUAUGAAUUAUCGUGACCGCUGCGUUGUUUCGCACUUGUACGAGACGCAUGCCGACAAGGAGAAGGAGGGAGACUACCCGCAAAAAGAUGCAAUCUUCCGCACGGUGGAUCGGCUACGUCUCAUCGAUCACAUUGUGCGCAGUGGUGAUCGAAGCUGCGCUGGCAUUGAUGUUGGGCAGCUGUUGCACGAUGGCGACCUGAUCCACUACUUCCCGCUACACGAGCAAGGAAAGCUGCAGGACAUGGACAAAGAUUGGUUCAAGACCUUCGUCAUCGGACGCAACAUCUACAAGGUCAGGGACUAUUUCGGUGAGCGCAUUGCGCUGUACUUCCUUUUCAUGUCUCACUUCAUCAAAUGGAUGGUGAUACCGACUUUAAUCGGCUGCUUCUGCUGCGUGCUUGACCUCUUCAUGGGGACGCCCAACAACUGGACGGCGAUGUUCCUUUGCAUCGGCGUCGGACUCUUCUCAACAACCUUCAUACACUUCUGGCGAAGAAAGUCCAAUCUCUAUGCUCUGAAGUGGGGGACGUUUUCCAUGAAAAAGAAGCCUGAACCAACCAGACCAGAAUUCUAUGGCGUAAGCCGGAUCAACCCCAUCACCAGCAGAGUCGACAGGUUCUACCCGUGGAGCGAGCGGAUAUGGAAAGUCCUUUUCAGCUAUUCUGUGAUUACGGUGUCCCUCAUCGCUCUCUUUUUCGUGGUCGGCAUUCUCAUGGUUCUCCGCCACAUUUUCCACAAGAAUGGUGGACGGAUCACUUUCCAGGUCAUCAAUGCGCUGAUCGUGGAGCUGUUGAAUACCCUCUUCACAAGCCUUGCAAACUGGCUCACGGACAGGGAGAAUCAUCGCUCCUAUUCAGAACAUGCAAACCACCUACUGGCCAAGAUGGUGGUUUUCAAGUUCAUCAACUGCUACGUGUCGCUGUACUAUAUUGCCUUCUUGAAGGCGCAUUCUUAUCUUUUUGGGAUGCCAAUGACAUGCGUCAACGACGAUUGUCUCAACGACUUGGGCUCACAGCUUGCAAUUUUCAUGAUCAUGAGGCUGACCGUGCAAAACAUGAUCGAACUGGGUGCUCCGUAUGCAGUCAUGUAUUACAGAGAGUACACAGAAGGAAACACCUUCAAGACCUCUCUCUUCACGAAUCCGAUGACGAUCAUGCCAGAUCUAUCCAGUCCAGAGAAGCAGAGCAAAAAGGAGGAUUAUGAUGUGUACCAGGACAUGGAUGAGGUGUUGAUCCUCUACGGCUACACCGUGCUCUUUGUCGUCGCUUGUCCGUGGAUUCCCCUGAUCACAAUGAUCAGCCUUGUUCUGGAGUGCUUCAUGGAUCAGAAGAAGCUGGUACUUCUUUUUCGCAGGCCUUUCCCAUCACCAGCUUCGAACAAUGAGCCCUGGGACACGGCCUUCGAUGUAUUCGGCAUGAUUGCAAUGGCUACGAACACUGCUGUCGUCGUCUUUGCUUCGAACGUCUUCGUCAGCUGGAGUCACCACCACAAGAUCCUGCUGUUUCUGGUCGUGGAGCACUGCAUGAUUGCAUUCAGGAUACUUAUGUCCACGCUUUUCCCUGCCGUUCCCUGGGAGGUGCGGAUGCUGGCCAUGCAGCAGCAGGUCAUGGUCCACAGGCACUUGAAUCUUGGUGGGGAAGAGGAUGACCACGAAACACGAGCGAGUGCAAUGAUGGCAACUGCACAGCCUCCUCCGCUUGUACAUGACGCUGAUGAGGAGGAGUGCUGUAGUACUGGUACACCUGACUUUUUGCGGCACGCCGGGCGCUUGGCGAGUCUUGAGCUGAAACCUGGCACAUCUGGCAUGGGCCAAGGACAUCUGAUGCAAAACAGCAGAAACGGAUGUUGGGGCAUUUCACCUUGA
Messenger RNA from Symbiodinium sp. CCMP2592, 2904 nucleotides. The record is from the annotation of a GenBank genome assembly. NCBI's taxonomy places the organism in Eukaryota, Dinophyceae, Suessiales, Symbiodiniaceae.